GCUUGCUAGCACGCCAAACCUCUCUUUCUGCACCGUCGCUCUUUUGUUUUGGCUUCUUUCUCUCCUUCGCUGUGAUUCCACACACCUAGUCCUGCCAUUGCAGCGAAUGCGCCUUAUCUCCGCCCUCGACGCUGCACUCGCGGCCACCCACCACCGAACACUUUCGCCCAACGCGCCUGCCCUCCACGAGUCCCGCACCCGGACGACCACCCCAGCAUGGCGACCAAGGCCAUGAACGUCCCCAGCUUCGGCGGCGCUCAUGCAGCGGGCAUCUUUUCCGACAUGACGGUCGACGGGCCGGUAAUAGGCACCCUAGUUGUCAUCAUGGACCGCGCCCGCAACCUGCCUAACAAGAGGACCAUGGGAAAGCAGGACCCGUACUGCGCUGCCCGGUUAGGCAAGGAAGCAAAAAAGACAAAGACCGACAAACGAGGCGGCCAGACACCGAGAUGGGACCAGGAAUUGCGCUUCACCGUCCACGACUCGCCCGACUACAACCGCCUCAAGGUGUCUGUCUUCAAUGACGACAAGAAGACGGAACUCAUCGGCGAGGCCUUUGCGAACCUCAACUCCGUCAUCACCCCCGGUGGAGGCCAGAGUGACGAGUGGCUCGGCCUCAAUUGCAAGGGCAAGUACGCUGGCGAGAUCCGAAUGGAGAUCACCUACUACGACACCCGUGAGAAGAGCGAGAAGCUGGUACAGCAGAAGAAGAGAGAGUCGACCAAGCCAGAGGGGCAGGCGGCUGUAGGUGGAGCGCGAGAUAUGGCACCCGUCAAGCGACGCCCGCUGCCCAGCGACCCCACAAGCGCGACGCCAUCACCUAUACACACACCAGAGCACCGAGGAUUGCGGGGCGUUAGAGCUGGCCCGCGAGAGCUGGGCUCCCCGCGACACCAAAGGACAGCCACCGAGCCAUCACCAACACAGCGCAGCCAGCCCGACACAGCUUCCCGCAGGCCGGUGCCAGAUGCGUCUCCCCUCAAUCCUGCGUCAUCAUCGAGCCAGAACACUCCUCAGCGCCCGGUACCGCAGACCUCCUACAGCACACCUCCGAACCCGCGCUCAUCAGCCCAGAGGAUGCCCCUACCAAGGGAAGAGAGCUUCGACAUGUCCUACGCCGCGCCCAAGCCAUACGAGGUGAAGCCCAUCGAUCCUCUGCCACAACACGUUCGGCACUCAGACCAGAGGAGGAUGUCCCAGGAAGACGGUCGAUCUCCCAGAAGCCAGGCGCUGCAACACCCCGAGCCAAUACAUUCUCACUCGGCUCCGGUAGUCCCAACGCAGCACGCAUAUGAAUCUCCGGCACAAUCGCAAAAGCUGCAGGAGCAGCAGAAGCAGAUCGAGUAUUUGCAGCAACAGCUACUCCAGCAUCAGCAGUUUGAGCCUCAACGAAUUGAGCCGGCCCCGCAGCCAGCUCAGCCAUACGCGCAAGACCAGUACCAGGAUCCGACUUAUCAAGUUGCACCUCUGCGAAGCAGUCGUAGCCGCGAGCACGCCCAGGAACAGGCGCCUCCACUCGACCAAUACUACGGCCAACGGUUCAUCGAGGCUCCUCCCCUACAAGACGAGAGCCCUACACAUCGGAGACGCAGCGCCAUGCAGCCCAUGGUCGAAGACGAGGAUGACAUGCCACCACCGCCGCCAAUGCACAAGCGCAAUGCCAGCACGUUACCUCACCCUAAUCAAGAAAGUCCCGAGCGUGAGAGGUACCGCGAAGAAGCCCCUGCGCCCCUCAGCUUCUCGGCGAGAUCGCGUGAGGAGCCCCGUCAGUUCAGUUACGAUAUGCCGCCUCAGCAAUAUGAGCCCGACAACUACGCGCCUCGACAACCUGCAGAGCGACGCUACACUCAUCCUCGUAUGCCGGCGCAGCCAUCAAGCCGUCCAGUGUCUCGCGACAACAUGGUGCCAUCCCCACUGCGACAGGAACCCCUGCGACAGGAAGCACCGGCACUGCCGAGUGCACUCAUCGCUGGACUCAUCCCACAAAGACAGGAGAUUGAAGCGCCACCUUACGAAGCGCCCCCAUCGUAUGAGACACCGCCGAGACUGCGCCACUACUCUGAGCCUGCAGAGUAUCGGGCCAUCACUCAAUACGAAGACCCUGUUCAGUCGCAGGAACUGGUUCAUCAUUCCGCGUACCAAACGAACGACUACUAUCCCCAUGACCCGCCUGAGCAGCCUCGACAGAUGUCUCCCCCAGUUUACGAUGCUGGCCCGAUCAUCAAGCCGCGUGCUACGAGCCCUAACGUGAGCUCACGCUACUCUCCCAACCCAGCUAUGGAGCGCUACUCGCCCAACCCGAUCAUGGAUCGCUACUCUCCCAACCCUGAGAUGGAACGACACUCUCCUAACCCGGCUACCGAUCGCUCAUCUAGGUUGCCUGCGAGAAGUAUGCCGACGCGUAAAUCAGUGUCACCUCGCCCACCACCUUCCAGGGAAGAUAUGGGUGAGCGACGACUGUCUGGAGUAGCCUUCAACCCCGACAGUUUCGACGUCUACAACCCUAGGAUAUCGAAGUCUCCCAUACCUUCGGACGACGAGCUCGAGCGGCCAGGCAGCCGUAUGGAGUACAACGACAAAGGACAGAUUGUCACAUUCAGCGGACGGGUUGUCGAUGCGUCCGACCAUCUACCUGUCGACAACUGGGCGCCUGAACCAGUACCCAAGGGCACAGUGAAGGAGAAGGCUCCUCGCACAAGAGCUCAGCUUAACGGCAGCAGAGACCUCGAGGCCGCGAUGCAACGCGAGGAACGAUACCAGCGAGAGCGUGCUGACAGAGAGCGCAUUCGCCAUGCCGCCAGCAUGAACUUCGACAACAGCAACGCGCUAGUCACCACGAGACAUGACUUCAAUAACGACUACAAUUCGCCUGUGAACGCAGGUGCGUUGGUCCUCGCAAGCCAGAGCCAGCACAACGCACCUCCCAACCCAACAGCACGCAGCAGGCCCACAAGGCGCGAUCAACGCCCUGUGUCCGCUUACGACUCCCCACCGCAGUACCAGCUGCCGGACCGACAGGUCCUCCGCGAACGCGACAACCCCAACAGCUACGGCAGCAGCCCCAGCUACGACCGACGUGGUACCCAAAGGCACAGUGUCGCGGCACCGCCCAUCCCCGCCAAGGUACCCAUGGACAUGAACGGCGGCGGCUACGGUACACAGAACGAGGACAUGGCGCUCAGCUUAGAGCUGCAGAGCAUCGACAUUGGCCCCGGUUCCGGUGGACGCAGACCACGUGCCGCCACGGCUAGACGACAGUACGGAUACUAAUGGCACAACAUGGAAACGCU
This is a messenger RNA of Alternaria rosae, 3290 nucleotides long. RefSeq lists its product as uncharacterized. The coding region runs from base 217 to 3270 and encodes 1017 amino acids. The record is from RefSeq and is a predicted model, not a curated record. The transcript has 2 exons. Lineage: Eukaryota; Fungi; Ascomycota; Dothideomycetes; Pleosporales; Pleosporaceae.